AUUUAUGGCCAAGUCGAGAUUUAUCUAAAUAAAACAAAAACCAUCAUAUGCAAUAAUAAAGACAAGGGAAAUCUCAUCAUAUCAAAAUAGACAUCAUGUCUAAUGGUGAAAAAAUGGAGUUGGCCGCGAGAAAAAACGGUGGAUUAGCAGCUGACGUUGAUAAUCCUGCUUAUGAAACGGAGACUCUUUCUCCAGAUGCAAUCAGACUGACACAAUAUGACCUCAAUCAUCUCACAGUGCAUCAGGCUGCACGAGAAGGUGAUGUUGCCAUCAUUGAGCGUUUGAUGGAAAAAUACCAAACAAAUCAGCAACGGAAAAAACGAAUAAAUUCAAAAGAUGACAGCAAACUCACACCGCUGCAUUAUGCUGCAAGAUAUACACAUUAUCAUAUGCUACAGUAUUUAUUAAAGAACGGAGCAAAUCCAAAUGCCAAAGCUGAAGACGGUGCGACCGCAUUACAUUUUCUUGCCAAAUACAAAAAGAAAAGAAUUACGGUAGAAGGAGGAAAUGAUGAUGAUGACUCUUCUGAAUCGGAGGAAGAUGAACUUCCUCCAGAAGAAACAUUUAGUUGUUUAAAACUUUUGGUUGACAAUGGUGCACAAAUUAAUGCCAAAGACUCAAUGGGACUCACACCUUUACAUCAUGCUUGCACAAGAGGAAAUACGAAGGCUGUCAGGGAAUUGAUCGAAUGUGCUGGAAUAGGAAUGGAGAUGGCUGACAAUCAAGGGAUGACUUCGCUCCAUCUAGCAUGCCUUUACAAUAAACGUUCCAUAGUGCGAAUUCUGAUUGACGCGGGAGCAAAUAUGAGAGCAAGAGACAAGGACGCAACUACACCAUUGCUUUUGGCUUGCGCUGAGGGAGGUAAAAAGAUCGCGGAGUUAUUACUGGAAAAAGCAAGUGAAAGAUCUAGAGCCAACGAGGAAAAUAACAGACCAAAAGAUUCAACAUAUGCAUCAAUUGAACCAGCUGGAAUAGGUGACCUACUACGAGACACGGAUGGAGAAAAAAAUCUUCCUUUGCAUCUCGCUAUUGAAAAUGGUCAUCUUGAUCUUGUAGAAUUCUGUAUUGAAAAGUCUAUUGGGGCAGGACUCGGUCCUAUGGUGGAAAUUCGUAGAUCGCGUGAAGAAACCUGCCUCCACCUGGCUGUUUUAUCGAAUAAUAUUGACAUUGUGCAAUUACUAAUGAGACACGGAGCAGAUGUCAACGCGAAGAAUUCAUCCAUGGCAAGUCCACUCUUUGUGGCAGCGCAAUACAAUGCUCAUACUAUCGUGAAAUAUCUCCUUGAACACGGUGCGAACGUGGAUAUGAAAGAUAAUGAUUUCUUCACUCCAUUACUUGUCGCAUCAAAACAUGGCCAUCUAGAAACUAUCACCCAUUUGUUAGACCAUCAUGCAGAUAUAACAGAGACCGAUAAAGACGAUAAAACUUGCAUUAUCUGGGCGGCUGAAGAAGACCGAACUGAUGCGCUAUCUAUUCUCCUACAAAGCCCAAAAGGUCGGGCCCUAAUUGAAGAAAGAGACAGGUACAACAACACAGCUUUGCACAUGGCCUCAUCUAAAGGACACGUGAACGCUGUGAAGUUUCUUCUUCAAUACAAAGCGCCUGCAGACAUAAAAAACGACGAUGAUCGAACUACUUUGCAUAUGGCUGCUUUGAAUGGAAAUGAUUUAAUUAUACCCGAGUUGAUCGCAAGAGAUAGAACUAUAUUGAACGCAGGAGACGAAGAUGCAAAUGCGGCUCUACAUCUUGCAGCUAUGGGUGGAAAUCUAAAAUGUGUUGAAAUCCUUAUUCAACUAGGUGCAAAUAUUGAGAUGAGGAAUGCUAAACAGUGGACUCCUCUAGACAGUGCUGCAGCCUAUGGAUGGGAAAAGCCUGCUCGUGCUCUUCUUGAAGCAGGGGCGGCAGUACAACCAAGAGGGAAAAUUAGGAGUUAUAAAAAACUUCUCAAGGUGUCUCCACUUCAUCUAUCUGCCAAAAAUGGUCAUUUAGAAAUGGUCAAUCUUCUACUCAACUGGAGAGCUGACGUCACUUUCCGAUCAGCUGACGGGAGAAAUGCUCUUGACUUUGCUAUUGAUUCAAAUCAAAAAGAUUGUGUCGUUGCUCUACUGAAGCACUCGACUUGGAAAGAUUCUUUGAGAAAUUCGGUUGUGAACCCAGUGAACGGGCGUAUGAGCACACCAAUGCGGAAAUUGAUUAAGAAAAUGCCUGAUUUGGCUGAAAUUGUUUACAACCAGUGUAUCACAGAUAAUGGAAAGAAACCCGAAGACGACAACUAUACAAUUACUCUCUUAUACGAGUUUCUUGACGACAUGUACGCCAGCUCUGCAUGGAAUGACUACGCAUUGAUUGAACCAAAUCGCAAGGAAUCAUAUGAUACAGCGGGCGAUGACGCUAUGUACGCGAAUCCUACAGUUAUAGUCAAACCAUCACUAAAAGACAAAGACGUUUAUGACGAUAAUGGUCAUCUAACUAAUGAAGCAAGAACUUACAGUCAGGAUUCAGAUGAACUGCAGAAAAACCACCCGCUGAAAAUUAUGGUUUCAGCUAAACGAGAAGAAUUGUUACUUCAUCCAGUUGUUACUGGACUUCUGAACUACAAAUGGAGAAGUUUUGGCCGUUACGUUUACUACACAAAUCUUACAUUGUUUAUCAUUUAUUUGCUUAUUUUGAAUAUUUACAUGAUGACGUUGCCACGUCCCUACCAAAUUGAUUGGAUACUCGUUAUAUACAGCAGACAAUAUAUUUACAACAAUGAUUCAACCGCAGCAGCAGCUCUCAUAAAUCGGGGACUAGUUCCAGAUGAGCAAACCUUGUCCUGCUAUUACUAUCGAAUAGAGUUAACGUCACUCGAAGAGUCAGCUUACGCUGCUGGAUGUCAAACUGUCCCGGCAACAUACGAUGGGAUCAAAUGGACAAUAUUUGCGUUUUCUGCUUUCAAUCUACUGAGAGAGUUCUUUCAGUUAUUCAAUCAGCGUCUUCGUUAUGUGUCUGAAUUCACAAACUUUGUGGAAAUUUCAUUGUACGUUCUCAGUUUGAUUCUGACUUUAAAUUAUCCUGGAUACUAUGUUGACCCAGUCACUCUCCCCGACGAGAACAAGACGGAAAAUCUAGAUCUUGUGAACAAUAGUUCCGAUGUUCUAAUUAAUUUGCAAGAUGACACAGGAUUAAGACAGGAGUGGCAAAGUGAAAUCGGGGCAUUCGCUAUAUUUUUAGCGUGGAUGGGUUUGCUCCUUUUCAUUCAGAAAAUUCCCUACCUCGGUAUUUUUGUUGUUAUGUUCACCGACAUUCUCAAAACCUUCGCACAAUUCUUCUUUGUAUUCGUAUUCUUCAUAUUUGGAUUUGCAUUUGCCUUCAAUAUAUUGCUUGGAAACCAGUACGUGUUUGCUACUUGGUACGAUUCAAUAAUCAAAACAACCGUAAUGAUGAUUGGCGAAUUGGAUUAUGGUGACAUAUUUUUUUCCUAUAAAGACGAGGGGUCAACAUAUUUUCAAAAUAUUUAUACGAACAGUGUCAGUUACGUUCUGUUCUCAAUAUUCUUGAUUGUCAUGACCAUUAUCAUCAUGAACUUGUUGGUCGGUCUUGCUGUUGGCGACAUCAUUGAAGUUCAAGAGCAUGCUACACUUGAACGAUUAGGAAUGACGGUCGAUCUAGCGUUGGAUGUCGAAUUCACACUUCCCGAGUUUCUUCGUAAGAGAGUCUGUCUUCGGAAACAAACUAUUGAAGUCAAUAAAUACAGGAAAGCAAAUGCCAUAAAGAAAUUCUUCCUGGAAGAUUCUGCAUUGACAGUAGAAAACAUCACUAAAUCAUUAAACAGAGAAAAGGGCGAGCAGGACGAAAUGCGUGACUCAUUGGAUCGAGUUUUGACCGGUUUGGGCCGCCUUAGAAAUCGUUUAACUGAUGUAAUUGGUGAGCAAUCUGAAGUGAAGAUGGGAAUAUUUGGAAUCAGAUCGCAAAUGAGAGAGGCUAGGAUGGAAAACAAAACAUCUUCUAGGGAAAUAAAAGAUUCAGUAGCUUUGACACGGGAAUUACUUACUGGACAACUUGGUCAAACUCACGAUGGCUUGACAGAAGUUGCUCGACGUGAAUCUCUGACCACAAGAACAAGAGUAGAUGACGCACAAACUUUAAUUAAACAUCUUCAAGAUGAGCUGAGUGAAACUAGACAAACUAUGACCCAGGUAAAAUUAGACCUGGAGGAAAGGAUGGAACGAAUGCAAAAAGAAUUAAUGGAAAGGAAGGGAAGAGAUUUGGAAGAAGGGUUAGAAGAAUGUAAUAACAAAAUUGAAAAAACAAGAGCAGAAGUUCUUCAAAGUCUCGAAGAGAUGAAAAUGAUUUUAGUAAAAGAAAAAUACAUGACAUCAGUGUAAAUAUAGCGCACGUUAUCAUCAGACCACAAGAGUAUUUUGCACAAAUUUUUCUCAGCAGACGAAAAACGACAUUAUAGCGUGAACAUAUAAACUAAAACUUUUGGAGUUAAAUGUUGGAAUAAAGGGCAUCGUGCAAUAACUACAAAUCUUCGUUGGUGCAUGGGAGCAAAUAUGUAACUAUUGAACGACGCAAGAAUUGAUAAAAAAAACUAUAUGUUUUGGUUUUAGUUUAUAAAGAAACAUGGAGACAAAAUAUUAAAUCUUCAAUAAUUGAACCAUGUUAUAUAUUUUUCCACUAUCGUUACGACACUAACAUAGUCUUCACGCUUCACAAUUUUAUUUUCUUAUGUAUCUUUGUAUUACUGCAUUAUUGUAUCUGAAUUAUGUAUUUUGAUAUAUCUGGUGCCACACCCGCUCACGUCUAUAAUAAAUAUUCUUCCCUGAAAUAACUAAAACCUGAAGCGUCUCACGGUUACCUCGAAUGUGUGUUUGCUUUAAACUAAUUCAUUGAAAUAGUCGAAGACAGAUUAAUACUAAAUAAUCUUUCCUGCGAUAUACUGAAACCUUAAGCCCUACGGCUCAAACGUGUGUUUGCUUAUAACUAAUUUUUUAAUAGUGAAUGAGGUAUAAUAUCAUCUUAGCACAGAAGAAUUUUUUAAAAUUUAACAUUUUCUUUGAUAAGUUGUGACUAUUUAAAUCCAGUUUCAAAAUCACUUAGGCUCAAUUUAUGUGUUACUUAAUACAGUGCAUUUUUACCGUGUUAUGCUAUUUGUUAGAGCUUAAAAGGUUCCUUGUGAGGUUUUCAUCUUUUUCAAUUUAUGAUCAACGAUGAAUUGUGUUUGGAUUUCAAUCUAAUGCACCAGAACAGCCUUGCGUAAAAUUACUAAUGUACAUUAUUAUAGCCAUACAAUAUGUGAUUUUACAGCACGUUUAUUUUUUUUAUUAUUGUUAUGCUUGUAUUUGAAAUGGUACAGAUUAUUGUAUUGGAAUAAAAAUUCAAAUUUUCAGA
This is a messenger RNA of Styela clava, 5376 nucleotides long. The record is from RefSeq and is a predicted model, not a curated record. NCBI's taxonomy places the organism in Eukaryota, Metazoa, Chordata, Ascidiacea, Stolidobranchia, Styelidae.